Messenger RNA from Motacilla alba alba, 1689 nucleotides. RefSeq names its product transmembrane protease serine 9-like. The transcript has 9 exons. Gene Ontology annotation, biological process: acrosome reaction; proteolysis. The record is from RefSeq and is a predicted model, not a curated record. Gene Ontology annotation, molecular function: serine-type endopeptidase activity. Bases 1 to 1689 code for a protein of 562 amino acids. Lineage: Eukaryota; Metazoa; Chordata; Aves; Passeriformes; Motacillidae.
AUGGAUUGGCUCGGCCUCCUCAUCCUGCUGACCGUGGCUGGGCUGGCACAUGGGAUAUGGGACAACUGCGGAUGGACUUGUGGCCUCCGACCCAUGGUGUCUGAUUCCAUACCUCGUGAUGACGGCAUGACACGCAUCGUGGGUGGCACAGAUGCCAAGCCAGGGGCCUGGCCCUGGAUGGUUAGCAUCCAGCACCCCUGGUUACCAGGUGCAAAGCAUUGGUGUGGAGGGUCCCUCAUCAGUGCAGAGUGGGUCCUCACGGCAGCACACUGCUUCGACAAGAUCAAGAAAAUCAGCAUCUUGGAUGUGGAGAUUGGUGCCACCCAGUUGACUCAGCCAGGCCCUGGGGCACAAGUGCGCAAGAUCAAGAAGUUAUUUCGUCACGAAAACUAUAAGAGAAGUGAUAUAAGUAAUGACAUUGCCUUGCUGGAACUGAAUGAGCCUGUCCAGUGCAGCCCUUACAUCCAGCUGGCCUGUGUGGCUGACCCCACCCUAAGAGUCUCAGAGCUGCAAAACUGCUGGAUUGCUGGCUGGGGUUCAACCACAGAAGGAGGUGAAGACUCAAGUGAUGUCCUACAAGAGGCCAAGGUCCAGCUUAUCGAUGUCCAGCUCUGCAACAGCAGUGGCUGGAAUGCAGGGAAAAUCCACACCCACAACUUGUGUGCUGGUUACCCGCAGGGCAACAUCGACACCUGCCAGGGUGACAGCGGUGGUCCUCUCAUGUGCCAGGACAACAACGCUGACUCCUGGUGGGUUGUUGGAGUGACCAGCUGGGGAAAAGGAUGCGCCAGAGCAAAACUGCCUGGAGUCUACACCUCCACUCAGUACUUCUAUGACUGGAUUCUAACCCAGAUGGGAGAUCUAUGUGGGCUCCGACCCAUGGUGUAUGAGUAUGAGUACCUGGAUCAUGAUGACGGCACAACACGCGUCGUGGGUGGUGCAAAUGCCAAGCCAGGGGCCUGGCCCUGGAUAGUAAGCCUUAAGCAUCCUGCAAUACCAGGCACAAGACACCUGUGUGGAGGGUCACUCAUCACUGCAGAAUGGGUUCUCACAGCAGCACACUGCUUUGACCCCAUCAGGAAGAUUGGCAUGGUGUAUCUGGUGAUUGGUGCCACCCAGUUGACUCAGCCAGGACGUGGAGCACAACUGCGACGGAUUAAGAAGUUAGUGCGUCAUGAGCACUAUAAUCCAAGUGACAAAAGUAAUGACAUUGCCUUGCUGGAACUGAACAAGCCUGUUGACUGCAACGCCUACGUCCAGCUGGCCUGUGUGGCUGACCCUGCCCUAAGCCUCUCAGAGCUGCAGAACUGCUGGGUGGCUGGCUGGGGUUCCACUGCUGCAAGAGGUGAGUUCCCAAGAGAGACUCCAGAUGAUGUCCUACAAGAGGCCAAGGUCCAACUCAUCGAUGUCCAGCUCUGCAACAGCAGUGGCUGGUAUGCAGGGGAAGUCCACACCCACAACUUGUGUGCUGGUUACCCGCAGGGCAACAUCGACACCUGCCAGGGUGACAGCGGUGGUCCUCUCAUGUGCCAGGAGAAAAACAGUGACUUCUUCUGGAUUGUUGGAGUGACCAGCUGGGGAAGAGGCUGCGCCAGAGCAAAGCGGCCUGGAAUCUACACCUCCAUUCAGUACUUCUAUGACUGGAUUGGCAUCCACAUUGGCCUGGAGACAACUCAAAGUGCUUCUUGA